Messenger RNA from Propithecus coquereli (Coquerel's sifaka), 2806 nucleotides. RefSeq names its product 5-hydroxytryptamine (serotonin) receptor 2A, G protein-coupled (gene HTR2A). The transcript has 3 exons. The coding region runs from base 214 to 1629 and encodes 471 amino acids. Gene Ontology annotation, molecular function: neurotransmitter receptor activity; G protein-coupled serotonin receptor activity. The record is from RefSeq and is a predicted model, not a curated record. Gene Ontology annotation, biological process: chemical synaptic transmission; G protein-coupled receptor signaling pathway, coupled to cyclic nucleotide second messenger. Gene Ontology annotation, cellular component: plasma membrane; dendrite. Lineage: Eukaryota; Metazoa; Chordata; Mammalia; Primates; Indriidae.
UCUCCUAAAAUUACAAAGGAAGGAAACAUAAAGAGCCAUCACAGUUCUCUAACUCUCAUUCUAAUAAUGGGAGACAAAGAGGCAGCCAAAGGAGCCCAGCACGUACAGCACCAUCAUUCUUACCGAGUGUGGGGACGUAAAGGUGAAUGGUGAGCAGCGGUUAUAACUUGGGAGUCUUUCUACACCUCAUCUGCUACAAGUUCUGGCUUAGAAAUGGAUAUGCUUUGUGAAGAAAAUACUUCUUUGAGCUCCACUACGAACUCCUUAAUGCAAUUAAAUGAUGACAGCAGACUCUACAAUAAUGACUUUAACUCCAGAGAAGCUAACACUUCUGAUGCAUUUAACUGGACGGUAGACUCCGAAAAUCGAACCAACCUUUCCUGUGAAGGGUGCCUCUCACCACCGUGUUUCUCCUUACUUCAUCUACAGGAAAAAAACUGGUCUGCUUUAUUGACAGCUGUAGUGAUUAUUCUAACCAUUGCUGGAAACAUACUCGUCAUCAUGGCAGUGUCCCUAGAGAAAAAGCUGCAGAACGCCACCAACUAUUUCCUGAUGUCACUUGCCAUAGCUGAUAUGCUGCUGGGUUUCCUUGUCAUGCCCGUAUCCAUGUUAACCAUCCUGUAUGGGUACCGGUGGCCUCUGCCUAGCAAGCUCUGUGCGGUCUGGAUUUACCUGGAUGUGCUCUUCUCCACGGCCUCCAUCAUGCACCUGUGCGCCAUCUCCCUGGACCGCUACGUCGCCAUCCAGAACCCCAUCCACCACAGCCGCUUCAAUUCCAGAACUAAGGCAUUUCUGAAAAUAAUUGCUGUUUGGACCAUAUCAGUAGGUAUCUCCAUGCCAAUACCAGUCUUUGGGCUACAGGAUGAUUCCAAGGUCUUUAAGGAGGGGAGUUGCUUACUCGCCGAUGACAACUUUGUCCUGAUUGGCUCUUUCGUGUCAUUUUUCAUUCCCUUAACCAUCAUGGUGAUCACCUACUUUCUAACUAUCAAGUCACUCCAGAAAGAAGCUACUUUGUGUGUGAGUGAUGUUGGCACACGGGCCAAAUUAGCUUCUUUCAGCUUCCUCCCUCAGAGUUCCCUGUCUUCGGAAAAGCUCUUCCAGAGGUCAAUCCACAGGGAGCCAGGGUCCUACGCAGGCAGGAGGACUAUGCAGUCCAUCAGCAACGAGCAAAAAGCAUGCAAGGUGCUGGGCAUCGUCUUCUUCCUGUUUGUGGUGAUGUGGUGUCCCUUCUUCAUCACGAACAUAAUGGCCGUCAUCUGCAAAGAGUCCUGCAACGAGGAUGUCAUCGGAGCCUUGCUUAAUGUGUUCGUUUGGAUCGGUUACCUCUCCUCAGCGGUCAACCCACUAGUCUACACACUGUUCAAUAAGACCUAUAGGUCGGCCUUUUCACGGUAUAUUCAGUGUCAGUACAAGGAAAACAAAAAACCAUUACAGUUAAUUUUAGUGAACACUAUACCGGCUUUGGCCUACAAGUCUAGUCAACUCCAAAUGGGGCAAAAAAAGAAUUCAAAGAAAGAUGCCAAGACCGCAGAUAAUGACUGCUCUAUGGUUGCUCUAGGAAAGCAACAUGCAGAAGAUGCCUCGACAGACAAUAUCAACACAGUGAAUGAAAAGGUUAGCUGUGUGUGAUAGGCUAGUUACUAUGGCAACUGUGGAGGGCACACAGAGUGAGUUUUCACCUAUCUGGAAAAAAUAAACUAAAAUAAAGAGACUGGAAAAAAUUAGGCCGGUCUAGUGGAACCAACAAUAAUGUCUAUAUGCCUCAUUUUAUUCUGUCAAUGAAAAGCAGGGUUAAAUGCCACAAAAUGUGCACUUCGAAAAUGUUCUGCCAGCAUUUCAGCUGUGAGCUUUAUGAUAAUUAUUUUUAACAUUGUAAAUGAUAUGUCUUUAAAAUGAUUAGCUUUUAUUGCAUAAUUAUGAGGCCCUAAAUAAAUCUCAAUUGAUUUCUAUUUUCAAAUGGAAACUUUGGCUUGCUACUGUGUUGCUAGUUGACGGCAUGGGAUUGAGUUGGUUACCUAUUGCUGUACAUAAAAAUAGCUAUAAAUAGUAAAAAAAAAUGUUGAAUGUAGUGGGCUUUAAAAUAAAGAAUUCUCUUUAAAACAUACCAUGAUAUAUAUUUUGAAAGGAAAAAGAAGACACUAAGGACAGUGCUAUAAAAUCUGUAUUGCUAAGAUAAUUAAAUGAAAUACUUGACAAUAUUUUUUAUUGCUGCUUUUCCAUAGAUGUCAUUUUGAAAUAUUCACAAGGUUGCUGGCCUUUGCUGUGUUUCAAGUUAAUUCUCAGAAGUGAAAAAGAUUUUAAAUGUUAUUGAAUAACUAUUGCUGCUUUCUCUUCUACUUCUCGUGUUUUACUCUGAAUUUCCAGUGUGGUCUUGUUUAAUAUUUGUUCUUCUAGGUAACCUAUCAAAAGGAUAAUAAUUUAACAUUACCAAGUACAUGCUUCUCUAAAAGAAUACCAUAGAGGUAUUUGGUAACUCUCUGUGAAAUGACUGCAUCAUGCAUGCGUUCCUCUGAGCAGUAAACAAUGUAUGUUGAUGUAGCUGUCAGGAUUCAGGAUGAACUCAGGUUUCUGGCUAUUGACGGUAAUAGAGCCUCAGGACCUCUCUGUAAAAAGCAAGUGUCUUUCCUAUUGACACCAUCAUGUAAAUUGAUGCUUUCAGAUCAAUCAACCUAUAUUAUUUAUUAAAACUGUUCAGCUUGGUUCCACAAUCAUCUAUUGAGUGUACACUUAAGUGUGAAGCAAUUUUCUAGGUAUGAGGGGUAUGAAAACACUUAAAACAAGAUCCUUGCCUCUGAAGAAAAUGACU